AAGAUUUACGAAUUUUGAGCACAUACCUCGGCUAUUUAAUGAAGAUGGAGCAAGCAAAGGGUUUUCGGGUUGAAAAGAAGAGUUAUGAAUUUGGGGGACCUUUAGGAGUGAUAGGAAUUAUGAUUGGGACAUCAUUAAUUGUUAUUGAAUUAUAUCUUUUAUGUAAUGAAAAUGGAUGUAAAUUAUCAGUAGAAGGUAUUAGAAGUUCUUUUUUAUUGUUAAGAAAGUUAUGGGAUCCAAUUGCAAUAUUGAUAUAUACAAUAUGGUGGAUUCUUUUAAUUUUUUGUUGGAUAUUUAUUCCAGGAGAUAUUAAGAAGGGGAAUUAUCUUUAUAAUGGAGUAUGUUUAAGUUAUAAGAUGAAUGGAUUCUAUACAUUAAUUUUUGUAUUAAGUUGCUGUAUAGCAGGGUAUUUUUUGAAAGGGAUUUACUUUUUAGAAUUUGUAUGGGACCAUUAUCCAGGAUUAAUUACAAGUUCAUUAAUAUUUUCUGUAUUACUUUCAUUAUAUACAUAUGGAUGUAGUUUUAUUCCAGGUCGAUAUCUUUCAAAAACAGGUAAUACAGGGAAUUGGAUCUAUGAUUUUUAUAUGGGAAGAGAAUUGAAUCCACGUAUUGGAACAUUUGAUAUUAAAGAAUUUGUUGAAUUAAGGCCAGGAAUUAUUCUUUGGGUUAUAUUUAAUUUGACAUUUAUUGUUCAUCAAUAUAUUAGUUUGAAAGGGAAAAUUACAGAAAGUAUAUUUCUAGUUUGUUUGUUUCAAAUAUGGUAUGCAGUUGAUUCACUUUGGAAUGAAGAGCUUGUAUUAACGACUAUGGAUAUUGUAACUGAAGGAUUUGGAUAUAUGUUAUGUUUUGGAUCUAUUACAUGGGUUCCAUUUACAUAUUCACUUCAAGCACGAUAUUUGGCAUUCCAUCCUGUUUACUUGGAUAGAAUUGCAGUUAUAGGGAUUAUAAUGCUUCAAUGUUUGGGCUUUUGGAUUUUUCGUAGUGCAAAUCUUCAGAAAAACACUUUUAGAAAGAAUCCAAUUGCACCAAGUGUUCAACAUCUAACAUACAUAACAACUGAAAGAGGUACUAAAUUGAUUACAAAUGGAUGGUGGGGAAAGUCUCGCCAUAUAAAUUAUUUUGGCGAUUGGCUUAUGGCAUGGGCAUGGUGUCUUCCUACAGGAUUUCAAAGUCCUAUCACUUAUUUUUAUCUUGUUUUUUUUACUGCUUUACUAAUACAUAGAGAACGCCGUGAUAAUCACAAUUGUCAUUUAAAAUAUGGUAAAGAUUGGGAAAAAUAUUGUCAUAUGGUUCCUUAUAGAAUUAUUCCAUAUCUAUAUUAGAAAAAUAAAGUCUAAUAUAGAUCGAAAGAAUAAAAAUUAGCUUG
Messenger RNA from Pneumocystis carinii B80, 1366 nucleotides. RefSeq lists its product as hypothetical. The transcript has 9 exons. Bases 39 to 1322 code for a protein of 427 amino acids. The record is from RefSeq and is a predicted model, not a curated record. Gene Ontology annotation, cellular component: endoplasmic reticulum membrane. Lineage: Eukaryota; Fungi; Ascomycota; Pneumocystomycetes; Pneumocystales; Pneumocystaceae. Gene Ontology annotation, molecular function: Delta14-sterol reductase activity. Gene Ontology annotation, biological process: ergosterol biosynthetic process.